This is a messenger RNA of Drosophila rhopaloa, 466 nucleotides long. RefSeq lists its product as uncharacterized. Lineage: Eukaryota; Metazoa; Arthropoda; Insecta; Diptera; Drosophilidae. The transcript has 2 exons. Bases 21 to 395 code for a protein of 124 amino acids. The record is from RefSeq and is a predicted model, not a curated record.
UACCAGCAAAAUUACUUACAAUGGAUUUUUCAAUGGAAGAGCACUACAAUCGCAUUAAGUCGGAGUUGGAAAAUGAAGAGCUGCUGACCUUCGAGGACAUUCUCCAUCUUACCAAAGCCUCGCCAAAGGUUUUGACCAAGACCAUCAAAGUUUUGGCCAAGGAGCUGCACCGAAUGAAGCCAGUCAAAAUAGAGGACGCCUUCGAGAAUUUUUGCUUAGAGGAAGAUGAGAUUUUGGAACAGGACGAAGCAGUGGAAAUCAUUGGCUUUGAGGAACUGGUCGUUCGCACUGGAGUCCAUCCUUUGCUCCUUGAGCGUAGUCUGAUUGAUAUGUCCCAAGGGAUACAAAAGAAGUUAAUCAAAUCACAAUCUUUCAGUCGUUCUCCACGUUCAUAAGCAUAAGACUUGGGCUAAUUGCAUUUGAAUUUUAUGUUGACCAAGCACGAUAUUGCCUUGCUAUAAAAAAA